Molecule: messenger RNA, 21494 nt
Organism: Pelobates cultripes (western spadefoot toad)
Lineage: Eukaryota; Metazoa; Chordata; Amphibia; Anura; Pelobatidae
Source: the annotation of a GenBank genome assembly
CAGGGCUCCAAUGAGUAAAAAGGAGACAGACACAGUGUAACUGCUUGACCUGUCACUGUAACAUUAUGAGUGUUUUUUGCGGGUGAUCAACACCGGGUAACCUGACAGAGCGACUACUGACAAUUAUAUGGAAAUUGUAAGUACAGGACAGUCACUGGACAUUCUAAUCACGUCUAGAAUACAGCAGCUCUGACAAAUACAGUGUUGCUCUAAAUAACUCUGUUCCAAACCUAUUGGCUCUAAUAAUGCUUUAAUAUGUCAACUUUAUUGUUGGGUGAGCACUACUUACAUUGCAGAAAGGGAAAACAAUAACUUUAACCUUUUCAGUUCUAAAAUAAGUUUUCUUGUAAUUGUCCUAUUUAUAGUGAAAUCCCCCCUCUCAUAUUAUUGUAAAGCGCUACGGAAUCUGUUGGCGCUAUAUAAAUGGCAAUAAUAAUAAUAAAUAAUAAUAAAGAUGUAGGUGCUGGCACUGAAGGGGUUAAACCCUGUCUUAUGUAAAGUGUUGGAGAGUCAGGUAAGGUACUGUCACAUGACUCAGUGGUGUGUUUUAUUAGUUUGGCUGCUUUGUGUGUGAUGUCAAUAGAGUUUAGUUUAUCUUACAGUUUCUUAUCACAUUGUGCAUGUUGGGCUAUAUGUUGUAAUCAUAAUAUCAAUGCAGGGAAGGGCUGUGAAAUGGGGUCGAUCAACAAUGUACCGUAGAAAAAAAGAGAAAAAGAAACGUAUAGUCACUCAGCAGCUUCACAAUAAUAUCUAAUUAUUAGAUAAAAACAAAAAGAGUGUUUAUUCACUAAACUAAGAAUUAAAAUGAGUUAAAAUUUGCAUUUCAAAUAUUUUAGAAUAAAAUAACUUUAGCUAGAGAAGAAUUUUAUAUUUUUUCCAUAUUUACUAUUUUUGCCUCAGUUUUUUCCAUUCUGAUUUUAAUUUGCUAUUAUUCACAGUUUAGUGAAAAUCCCUCAAACACUAUUAACACUAUUGCACAGGCCAAAAUCCUGUUACAGUGGUUAAUGGAAAAAAAGAAAAUUGUUUACAAAUCUAUACAGAACAAUAUUCCAAAAGUACUGAUUAACCAGGACAUAAGAUUAUAUCACAAUUUUAGGUUUAGUAAAGUGGCUUCAACAGUGUCAUUCUAACUGACGUCCGGAUGAGUGUUUUCACUUUAUCUAGGAAAGUUUCGGCUGUCACAAAUUUAAAAUUAUUUUUUUGGGCCAAAAUAGCCAAGGUGAGAACAGAGUUAACAUGGAGGUAUUUUUUUUUAAUCUGUUUCAAUUUCGACUAAAUUUGAAAUUCACUUAGAAUUCACUUUGAAUUGCCAAAACAAGAAAAAAAAAAAAAAACAAUAAACAUGCAUAUUUUAUUAUUCAUACUAUAUUAUUAUUAAUAACUGUAGCUGUAGCAUUUGUACUUUUUUGUAUGGAGUUCUUGUCUCUUUUCUGGUCUCUUUUGUCCUGUAUACCAAUUGUUGAAAUCUAGGCAAUUGUUUUAAUGAUUUUUACUUCCCUAGACCCAGCCAAAUGUAUACGCACACACACAUAUAUGCAUCAUGAUGCCUGCAUUGAGUCAUGUCGCCCAUACACAUAUACAUGGUGUGUAUGAGAAUGUAUGGUGGUAUGCAGAUACAUUAAAAUAGAAUAAAACAUAUAUAAAUUCUGGAAUUGUCUGGAAAAGCCCCUAAAUCCUUGCGUAUUUUUAAAUCAAAUUAAUUGGUUUUAUGAGGGAAAAUAUAUCGGCAAACCAUCUGUUUAAAUAUUUUUUUUUAUAAAUGGACACACAUUCACUCACUCUAAAUUGUAUUUAUUUAUUUUUAACCUUAGAGUGUUCCUUUAAUGACUAUAGUUCAGGCUAGCAAGGGAGUACCUAACCUAGAUGUUCAAGGCUGGGAGGCUUGUUGUUUGUAAAUAUUGACCCGUAUAUAAUUAUUUGAUCUUAUGAUUCAGUUAUAAUUAAUUAAAUCUUUCUUAAUUGUUUGUGAAAGCUAAAGACAAUAACCUUUCUCCAACGUGGAAGAAAGAAGAUUUUGUCUAAGGCAAAGGAAAGGUUUUUUUACUGUAAGAAUAAUCAGGAUGUGGAAUUCUCUGCCUGAAGAAGUGGUUUUAUCAGAGUCCAUACAGAUGUUCAAACAGCUACUAGAUGCAUACUUGCAAAAACAGAAUAUUCAAGGAUAUAAUCUUUCAGUGUAGGGUAAUAACUGCUUGAUCCAAGGAUAAAUCUGACCGCAAUUCUGGGGUCAAGAAGGAAUAUUUUUCCUAGCUUUUGCUAAAUUGUGCUUCAAACUGUUUUUUUUUUUUGCCUUUUGGAUCAACAGCAAAAAACAAAUGUGAGGAAGGCUGAACUUGAUGGAUGCAAGUCUCUUUUCAGCUAUGUAACUAUGUAACUAUAUGUAACGUGGGCUGCUUUGUAAAAUAUCCUUUUUUCCACACAUGAUCUGUUUAAAAGAGAUCUGUGGAUGAGUCUUACAAGUAUAAGCAUUUUACAAAAUUUCAAUAAAUAACAAAAACAAAGCAAGCAAUAAGUCUGAUUUUUUUUUUUUACCCAUGGUAGAACUGCUGUGAAUUCAAAGUUAAUUUAAAAUUUAAGGUCAAAAUAGCCAAAUUUAAAACAGAAUUGACUUAGAGAAUAUUUUUGAUUUGGCUGUUUCGGUCUAAACUUGAAAUUGAUUUUAAAUUUCUGUCUACUCUCAAUUCAGUUCAGUGAAUAACUCUGAAGGCACAGAUCUGGGGAAGGCUACAAAAAAAGAUUUCAGUGUUAAGGAUCCCAAAAGCACAGUGGUCUCCAUAAGUCUUAGAUGGAAGAAGUUUGGAACAUCUAGGACUCUUCCUAUAGCAGGUCACCUGGCCAAACUGAGCACCGGGAUGUAGGGCCAUAAGAUAGGUAACCAGAAACCCAAUUUUGACUCUAGGUGAGCUCCAGUGAUCAUGUGUGGAUAUGGGAGAAACUUGAGAAAGAACAGCCACUACUGCAACACUCCACCAAGCUGGCCUUUGUGGUAGACUGAAUUUGAAUAUUAUCUUCAUUCAAAGAGUCGUAUCUGGAAGAAACCAGGCACUGCUCAUCACCUCACCAGCGCUAUACCAUCCCCAACGGUUGUAGAGUAUAAUCAUUAAAAUACAAGGGUAAUAAGGAAAGGUGAAAGGAAAAAAACAUGAAAGUGCCACUUUAAUUCCAUACCAAGUAAAAAAAACUGUAUGUCCUCCUGCAUAUGGAAUAAGUAUUCAAAGAAAAUCAGAGGUUGUAUUCUCUGCGGUAAAUCGACAAAUGAACACUAAACGUCACUACACGCUGAGAAUUCUUUUUUAAGCUCUAUUUUUUUCUUUGAAUUCAGUAAUCCACCUACUACAACUUUCUAUUUAGUGAAUAUGCCCCCAUGUCACAAUAGCUGUUUCCCAGGUACAUUAUUUUAUAUAAGACCAUACAAUCGUGAUUUCUUGGUAUAGUUAGUUGAGGUAGUUAUGACAAGUUGUUUUUCUACAUACUUAAAAACCUGUUUGUCCUAAUCAUUAUUUAUAUUUUUAUGAUUUAUUAUUUACAUAAUUAUAUCCUGAGUUUCUGCAGUUGCUAGGUAUAAGAAAAAUGAAUAAUAAAAAAAACACUGUAAUUGAUCUACUAUUCCCAUCUGAAGAACAAAAUGUCUUUCAGUUUUUUCUUCAACUUAUAUUUUGAACUUAUAAAGCAUCGAUAUAAUUACUUUUUACCUCUGUGAGUGUCUGUGAAAUAUUAUUAUUUUUCUUAUCAGUAUAGAUUAUUGCAGGUAUUUCCCAUGUUAUCAGCUUCUCAAGCUAUAUUUGCAAUCUCUCCCCAGUCAGUUUGUAACAUUUUACAAUACCUGUACCUAGUACACAGAGGGGAGGGUUUGGGACUAUGGGAGCAGGCAUGAGUAGUGUAAAAUGUUACAAACUGACUGGGAAAGAGAUUGCAAAAAUAGCUUGAGAAGCUGAUAACAUGGGAACAACCUGCGCUAAUCUAUAAAGUAAUAUUAUUUGUGGAUCCAGGACAUACGUGAAAACGAGAGAAAUCUCAAUGUAUCUUUCCUGGUAAAAUAUUUUAUAAAUAAAUAAAUAAUAUUGUACAGACAUGCACAAGAGUUAGUACUAUACAAAAUCACACAGAAACAUGUGUUCCUGACCCUAUAGUGUUUAAUCCACCAUUUAGGUGGCUUGCCUGGGAGGGGGGGACAGUACAAGGCAAUCCCUGGUGGUCCAAGUGGUGAGACUGAACUUUAGCAGCUCUGGCUACAUUUCACUCUUGCGAGAUUUGGAGCUUGCGAGAGGAGAACCUAGCAAAGCUGCAUGUUAGAGCACCCCUGGGUCCUCUCUCCCUCCCCUGCCAGCUGCCUCCAUUACAGUGCUAAAGGCUGGAGAGGGAGAUCUCUGAUCUCCCCUCCGGUUCUGCAGAACCGGCAGGGGAGAGCACAGUUCCUGUUGCUAUAAUCAUAUGAUUAUAGCACCGGGAAAUAUUUUGCGACGAUUUAUUGCCGGUCCGCAAAGCUUUCACCCGACUAUACCGCUACACUGUGCGGACCUGCCCCUUCCUACCCAUACUAUCUUCACUAUCAUCGCUCAGCCAGUACAUCUGGUCAUGACAAAACAUAGGCAGCAGUUGGAUAUCUAGAUAUAUAUUUCUUUAGUAUUAUUUGUGUUGUCAAGUAAGGAAAUAUUGACAUUAAAAAAAUUGCAUAUACCUUGUGCAGUUUCUAAAGAUGGAUCUUUCUAAUACAGUGCAAAUACCAUUCUUCCUCUCCCUUCUCUGUGUUCUUACUUUAACGGUCCUCUCCCUAUGGAAGGUUACAGGAGACAAACUGAAGAUGCUCUGAUGAUACUUUGCCAGCCAAACAAUUUAGUGCAGCUGUUCCAAGUGGACCUGAGGAUAGUUGCUGAGACGUAACAGAGAGGGAACCAGAGAGGGUGGAAUCAGACUCACAAUGAAACAUUCGUUUGUGGUAGUACAUAUAAACAAAAGCAGUCCAUCGCCCAUAAACAGUGAUGGUGGGGACAUAACAUCAACAGAUCCCUUUGUGUACAUUUCCAAAUGAUGGAAAAGAACAACGAUUUGGAUGUGUUUUUAAAUGCGUUCGAUAAAGUAGUGGGGACAAUACUUUAACCUACAUUUUAAGGGGAAAGCCCUGAAUGUAUUGCUUUCCUUCCUACGGACACUGGACAGGACUAUGAGGCCAUAAAGUCUGCCUUGUUAGAAAGCUUUAAUCUUUAAUUACUGAAAUCGACAGGAAAAGAUAUCAGAGCAUUCAGUAAUAUAUAGAUCGGCUCAGGGCUGCUUUCCGGAAAUGAACUAAUGGCCCAAAAGUAACUACCUAUAUGGUACGGAAGGACUUAAUGAUAAUGGGAUAGUAGUGUUCGACAGUAGUGUUCUGAGGCCAGAGAUUGAAUAUUGGAUUUGAAUGCAAAAAAUGUUGUAGAUCUGGUCAGUGAUUACAUUACAUUAACAACGUCGUGUACAACUCUGCAAUUUUCUGUGUGGAGGACCUCAAAGUCAGUAGGGGAUGUUUGUCCUGUUCUACUUGGAGCAAUGGUGUGAUGUUGGUUUUCUGUGUUCACCAGCUUGGUCACCUUCUGAGUGCCACCUGCUCUAGGCACGCUAUAGUGGUUAUGGUGCUUAUAAGGCUCUUUUCUAGAUUGUCAGCACUUCGGCAUAUAUGUUUACUGCAUUGUAUGCAUUUUAAAAUUAAACUCCAAACUGUUCUGAAUUAAAAAUUAAAUUACAGCUAAAAUAGCCAAGGUGUGGCCAUGGGCAUUAUUAGGUGAAAGAAAGACUAAUAGUAAAUUGUAUGGCUCCUCCCACAUAUAACUUAAUCCCCACUUAGUUCCACAGUAAAUUAGCACAUAGUUUUACGGACCAGAUACUGAUCCUUUUAAAAGGUAAUGAAAGCAGAACCAUCACUUUCAGAGAAGUGAGUAUUCUUCGCUCUCACCCCAGUAAACAGGGUUGCAGUGAAUGCAUGUGUAUUUGUGAAAAUGUUUUAUAAAUGGUACGGAAGGAAUAUAGAAAUAGCAUAUACUUGUACACCCAUCAGAAUAUUCUGUUUACCUAAAAAAUACACUGGACAGGACUAUGAGGCCAUAAAGUCUGCCUUGUUAGAAAGCUUUAAUCUUUAAUUACUGAAAUCGACAGGAAAAGAUAUCAGAGCAUUCAGUAAUAUAUAGAUCGGCUCAGGGCUGCUUUCCGGAAAUGAACUAAUGGCCCAAAAGUAACUACCUAUAUGGUACGGAAGGACUUAAUGAUAAUGGGAUAGUAGUGUUCGACAGUAGUGUUCUGAGGCCAGAGAUUGAAUAUUGGAUUUGAAUGCAAAAAAUGUUGUAGAUCUGGUCAGUGAUUACAUUACAUUAACAACGUCGUGUACAACUCUGCAAUUUUCUGUGUGGAGGACCUCAAAGUCAGUAGGGGAUGUUUGUCCUGUUCUACUUGGAGCAAUGGUGUGAUGUUGGUUUUCUGUGUUCACCAGCUUGGUCACCUUCUGAGUGCCACCUGCUCUAGGCACGCUAUAGUGGUUAUGGUGCUUAUAAGGCUCUUUUCUAGAUUGUCAGCACUUCGGCAUAUAUGUUUACUGCAUUGUAUGCAUUUUUUUAAUUAAAACAUUGAUUCCACUUUAUCCAUGGUUUCCGAGAAACCAAUAAAGUUAAAUGAAUUAUUCUGUAGGCAUGUUUUAUUGUAAGCUUUGGGAACAAUUCUCCUGUAAAUAACGCUUACUCAUUCAUCAUUUCUAACAAGCAUGACGACUUAAUUCUCUGAUCCUGUUGAAACAAAUAAUAAUCAAACAGUUGGUGAAAUCCUUGGAAUUUACGGUGCAUUUCUCUAUCAAUGUUUUUUUUAUAGGAGUAAUGUGAUAGCAAUGCGAGUGGCUUUUUGGCUCUGGAAAGAAGAUGAAGCAGUUCCGUCUCGUUGAACCUGUGGUUGCCGUGUACUGUUUUGCAAUAUUUAUAUGCUUUCCACUAGGCCAACAAUAUAUAUAUCACAGGCUAUGGAAUGAGGAGUUCAACUCCAGUGUUCCGUACAGUGACAAUGUAUCACAGUGUGAAACCAAUCAAAGCAGCCCCAACUUUAUUCAUCAAAAGGUAAGGAACAUAUCAAAGUGAAUUUCAAUAUUUUAGGUCAAAAUAGCCAAAUUGGAAAAAUUCUAUAAUUGAGCUAUGUUUUAAUUUAUGCUACUUUGUCAUAAAAUCUAAACUUCACCUUGAAAUCACUUUAAUUUCACAAUUAUUUAAUUUACCAAUUCACACUUCUGAAUUAGUUCAGACACAGUACAUAUAGGUACCUGCAAUCACCAGAUAGUUAUUAAUAAUGUAUGGCUCAAUGAAAGCUGCAAAAAACACAUAGAGAUCCAAACCACUGCAAUACUAAAAGAACAAACGUUUUUAUAUAUAUAUAUAAAUAUACAUACACAAACAAUAAAAAUAAAAACCUUAAAUUUUUUUUAAAUAAGUGAGUUUAUUCACUAAACUCCAAACUGUUCUGAAUUAAAAAUUAAAUUACAGCUAAAAUAGCCAAGGUGUGGCCAUGGGCAUUAUUAGGUGAAAGAAAGACUAAUAGUAAAUUGUAUGGCUCCUCCCACAUAUAACUUAAUCCCCACUUAGUUCCACAGUAAAUUAGCACAUGGUUUUACGGACCAGAUACUGAUCCUUUUAAAAGGUAAUGAAAGCAGAACCAUCACUUUCAGAGAAGUGAGUAUUCUUCGCUCUCACCCCAGUAAACAGGGUUGCAGUGAAUGCAUGUGUAUUUGUGAAAAUGUUUUAUAAAUGGUACGGAAGGAAUAUAGAAAUAGCAUAUACUUGUACACUCAUCAGAAUAUUCUGUUUACCUAAAAAAUAAACAGAAAUAUAGUGCAAUACCAUUUACAAUAUAUGCCUUUCCCACAUGCUCCCAUUUGGAUUAACUCACAAAGAAAGAGUGGCCGUGUGUCACUCAAACAGCUGAGCACCAGGAGGAUCACGUCUUGGACAUCACUGGAUCCAAAGGAAACCGGAAUGUAUGUGAAAGGGAUGUCCGUGUGUCUGUGAAUAUAGAUACAGUGAGGGGGGAAAGUAUUUGAUCCCCUGCUGAUUUUGAACGUUUGCCCACUGACAAAGAAAUUAUCAGUCUUUUUUUGUAGUUGGCCACCAGGUUUGCACACAUCUCAGUAGGGAUUUUGUCCCACUCCUCUUUGCAGAUCCUCUCCAAGUCAUAAGGGUUUAAAGGCUGACAUUUUGCAACUCGAACGUUCAGCUCCCUCUAUAGAUUUUCUAUGGGAUUAAGGUCUGGAGACUGGCUAGGCCACUCCAGAACCUACUGUCCAGGACCUUGUUCUUGAGCCACUCCUUUGUUGCCUUGGCUGUGUGUUUUGGGUCAUUGUUAUGCUGGAAUAGGCAUCCAUGACCCAUUUUCAAUGCCCUGGCUGAGGGAAGGAGGUUUUAACCCAAGAUUUGAUGGUACAUAGCCCUGUCUAUUGUCCCUUUUGAUGCAGUGCAGUUGUCCUGUCCCCUUAGCAGAAAAACACCCCCAAAGUAUAAUGUUUCCACCUCCAUAUUUGACGGUUGGGAUGGUGUUCUUGGGGUCCUAUGCAGCAUUCCUCCUCCUCCAAACAUGUUGAGUUGAUGAUAAAAAGCUUGAUUUUGGUCUCAUCUGACCACAGCACCCAGUUCUCGUCUAAAUCAUUCAGAUGUUCAUUGGCAAACUUCAGACGGGUCUGUACAUGUGCUUUCUUGAGCAGGGGGACCUUGCAAUGCUGCAGGAUUUCAGUCCUUCACAGCGUAGUGUGUUACCAAUUGUUUUCUUGGUGACUAUGUUCCCAGCUGCCUUAAGAUCAUUAAAAAGGUCCUCCCGUGUAGUUCUGGGCUGAUUCCUCACCGUUCUCAUGAUCAUUGUAACUCCACGAAGUCAGAUCUUGCAUGGAGCACUAGACUGUGGGAGACUGUUUUGUGUUUGUGUUUCUUCCAUUUGUGAAUAAUCGCACCAUCUGUUGUCACCUUCCCACCAAGCUGCUUGGCGAUGGUCUUGUAGCCAAUUCCAGCCUUGUGUAGGUCUACAAUCUUGUCCCUGACAUCCUUGGACAGCUCUUUGGUCUUGGUGGAGAGUUUGGAAUCUGAUUGAUUGAUUGCUUCUGUGGACAGGUGUCUUAUACAGGUAACAAGCUGAGAUUAGGAGUGUUUCUAAUCUCAGCUCGUUACCUGUUUACAAGACACCUGGGAGCCAGAAAUCUUGCUAAUUGAUAGGGGAUCAAAUACUGAUUUUACUCAUUGACAUGCGGUUUUCUGGAUUUUUUUUUCCCGUUAUUCUGUCUCUCACUGUUAAAAUACACCUACCAUAAAAAUAAUAGACUGAUCAUUUCUUUGUCAGUGGACAAACGUUCAAAAUUAGCAGGGAUCAAAUACUUUUCCCCCCUCACUGUAUGCAUUUGACCUACAUGCCUGUAUUUUUGUAAGAAUACAGGAUUGCCUUUGUUAGGCAUGUCAUUGUGUGUGUGAAUGCAGAGGUGCAUUUUGUGAGGAUGUGCAUGAAUGUUUGUAUUUAUAUUCCUUAUUAAUAUUAUAGGUUACAGAGCCUUUUCUCUUCAUAUCCUCUCAUCCCCACCAUUUGUUUCUCCCCUCCACUUAUCUCUGUUAAUUUCCCGUACCCCACUACUCUACUUUGCCACCAAGUAAAACCACAAAUUUCAGUGUGUGGAGGGGACAUCCUAUGCGUGUCUCUAUACACAGAACUCUGAGCUAGUUGAGUUCCCUUUAAAAGAGAUGCCAAUUGCUCGGUCGACCUCAUGAAUUAAAUAAAACUGUUUUGAGCUGGUUUUGGAUAUCUGCUGAUCUCUCCAACUGACCCAUUACUGCAGAAUAGUGGGCGGACUUCUCACUUUACCUGGUCCUUUGUCCAUGACCAAAGUGCCUGAAUGGUGGUCAGUCCAUCCCUAAUUAUGACUACACAAUGCUGGAACUUUAGUAAUCAGUUAGUUGGAUGGAACACAGAACAUAGGAACACCAAAUGCUUCUUCCAGCCGGACUUACCCCCAAGUAUGGUUUUUGAGUGCUCAGUAUGGGACUCACAGCGGGCUCGAUAUAGGCAGGUAAUAAUUAUAGCAGGCUGCAUUCUGCGUGCCACACUCCUCAGCAUUAUGAUAUAAAUGAAGGUCUGGCACGGCUCACUAUUGCAGAGUACCGGAACUUCAUUGAUGACAAACAGGAGACUCAGGGCUACUAAAAUAAAACAUCAAAAUUUCGAUCAAGGCUUUUCAAGAGCACAUUGGGGACUCUAGCCCCUUCAGCCUUCCCAAUGUCCCUGGUUGUGGCUAAAGCUGAGCUGGAGAUUUUUUUCCAAAUCAGCUAUUUUAGUCUACAUUUUCAAAUUUAUAUUUAAUUUGGUACCAUUCAGAGUUUAGUGACUUAUCCUUAAUUUCAUAUAUGUGAAUAUUUUUUUUUAAGAUAGACAGCACGAAUAUUUUUUACAUUUUAUUUUAGUUUAUUUGUAACUAUUUAUGGAAAAAAAACAAAAAAAGUUGCUUUGUGCUGUAUCUUAUAGUCUGUAGUGCCUUGUGGUUAUCAGAUGGAAAUAUGGUGAAGAAAUUCUAGCUGUGAUGUACUGAUAAAUGUGUUUACACUACCAUAACUCUAGUGAGUGGGUAUGUGUGAGAGGGAAAUGGGGGAGGUGGAGUGACAGAGCAUUUCUUCUCACUUCCUCUGUAUUGAAGUCCAGCUGUUGCAGUGCAGAUAGUUGUAGGAACGAUAUGUAACAUUCAUGGUAAUUACAUGUCUAGUUUUACAGUUCUUGUGUAUACAUUGGUAUCAUGCUAGAGCAAAAGUUUUUUGACUAAUAUUACCACCCGAAAAAAAACCAUAUGAAUAUCUUAAAAUAAAAAAACAUUAAAUUGAAUGCUAAUAAACAAUAGAAAUGACUUGUGUUGAACAACAAUGUUAAAGGGGCAUUCUACGCUCCAAAACAAGUUUACUGCAAUGAAGUAGUUUUGGUGUAUAGAUCAUGCUCCUGCAGUCUCACUGCUCAAUUCUCUGUCAUUCAAGAGUUAAAUCGUUUUUUGGUUCUGUUUAUGCAGCCCUAGUCACACCUCCCCUGGCUGUGACUCACACAGCCUCUAUGAAAAAAUUGUCUAAUUUUUAAAGUACAUGUAAAAGUAAAAUACAGCACAUUUAUGCAUGACGAGUUAUUAUCUCCUGCUCUGUUAAUGGAAAUUUAAUCACACAGAGGAGGCUGCUGCAAGCUCUAGCGGAAAAUUGACAGAGCAGGAGAUAUGAAAUGCUAAAUUAAACACACUGAGCGACAAGGCAAGCUAAAACAUUUAGACUUUUUCAGGAAGUGUGGAGGGAGACAGUGUGAGUCACAUGCAGGGGAGGUGUGGUUAUGGCUACAUAAACAAAGCAAUUUGCCUCCUAACUGGCAGUGAUUUGAGUAGGGGCAGGGGCAUGACCUGUACACGGAAACCACUUAAUGCAGCUAAAGUUGUUUUGGUGCUUUAGUAUGUCCCUUUAAAGCCAUCACUCGACAGCAAAGUUUUUUCAUCAUAACUUCUCUAGCACUACAAACAGCAUAUAGAUGUUUUAUAAUCCCGUGGGCCAACCAUUUGUUUAACUGCUCAUGUGUAGAGAUGUCACGAACCGUCCGCGAAUUCUCGCGAACGGUUCACCACGAACCGUUCGUGGUGAACUCCGGUCAGCUGACACAUCCCGGCCAAUCUCCAGCAGACCCUCCCUCCCAGACCCUCCUACUUAUUGGACAGCAUCCAUUCGCGACAUCUCUACUCCUGUGUUAGUAGACUUGAAAUUUUGCCCUGAUGAGAAAACAAUCAACAAUGAGGGACAGUGUUCCCAAUAUGUUUUUAUUAAUCUACCCUGUCUUGAAACUGACCAGCAUUUUGUUGGCAAUUUGCAGAAGUUAAAUUUUUAGCCAUUUAUAUCAGAAUGCAUAUGUAAAAUAAAGUAUUUAAAACUUAAGAUAAUUUUCUCUUUAUUUUCAGGAAGUUCAGAAACAAGCAUCAUUUUUUUCUACCAAGUUGGAUUUAAGUGCUCUUAUACCAAGCCUUGUGAUGUCUUUAAUCCUUGUAUCGUAUGGAGAUCGACAUGGACGCAAAGCAUCCCUACUUUUGCCCUCAAUCGGUGGCUUAUUGUCUGUAGGAGUUUAUUUUUCUGCCUCCUUCUUUUCUCUGCCCUUAGAAAUAUUAUACGCGUCCACUGUCAUCAGUGGACUCCUUGGAAGCUUCGCAACAUUCAUUGGGGGGUGUUUUUCUUAUGUAGCAGAUAUAGCUAAAGAUGUUCAGAGCAAAAACAUACGGAUCGCUUUUCUAGAUAUGGUCCUAGGCGUUUCAAGUGGCAUCGCAGGAAUUGCAUCUGGAUAUUUUAUGAGAGAAUUUGGUUUUAAAGUGUCAUUUGCCAUCCCAGCGUUACUUCACAUAAUUAACAUUUUUUAUAUUGUUUUUUUACUGGAGGAAACUGUUAAAAAAGCAGAAUUUCAACAACAUGUUUUCAGCAAAGAAGGAUUUAAGGAACUCUUUUCCGGAGUGUACUAUAUGUUUAAACAUACAUCUUGCAAGAAUCGGGUUGUUAUAAGUCUCUUGCUGUUUGCGUUCAUGUUCUACUUAUUUGCAAAUAUUGGACCAAGUUCCCUAUUUACACUGUAUGAGCUGGACUCGCCUCUAUGUUGGAAUUCUGUUCUCAUCGGAUGGGGAUCAGCCUUCUCCACAUUUUGCUUUGUGGCAAGUUUUUUGGGAGUUUACUUCUUUUCCCGAUGUCUUCAAGAUGCAUAUAUUGUCUUUAUUGGAAUGAUCUCCUGGAUAACAGGAGUAAUCUUGGCUGCGUUUGCGCAUACCACUGUCUUUAUGAUGCUAGGUAAGGUACAGCAAAAGACCAGAUUUUACUUUGAUUUAACUAUUUUGUUAUGUAUUAUUAAAAAAGGAGGGUCUAUUGAAGGAAAGUCUACCAAAUGAUGUUGCAUUACCUAGUUUACCGACCUGAACAGUUGUUGAGACUGGAUGCUGAGCUUUACCGCUGAGCUCAGAUAUAGAGCUUCAAGCUCUCCGGUUGAUUUAGGGGAGCCCAGUGGACCCCAGGUAUGAUGUUAAACCAUUCUAAAACAUUUUUCUUGUGCACUAUCCCAAAUCCCUUGGCACAUUUAAAUAACUGGAGGGUUUUGGUAUCCAUCCUGUGGACACAUGAGUGUAAGCUCACCUGCCACGCCAAGCUCUGUUAUAAGCUCUCUAUAAAGACAGAAUAGAGAGAGAAACAUACAUGUUAGUUAUGCAUCGUGUGCUCUGGCUAUACCCCUAUAGUGGUUAUUAGAUUAAAGGGAUAUGCUGGACCCCUAAAGCACUUUAUCUUCGUGAAAUGCUUUAUGUGAGAAGAGUGUGCCCUCUUUUUUUUUUUUUUUUCAUUUUUUUUUUUUCUAAAGAAAAUGGCACUUUUUAAAAUUAACAUUGUUACAUUAUUACAACUUUGGUGAAAUGGCAGUUUUGUGUGAAAAGAGCAAAAAAAAAAAAAAAAAUAUGAACACAAACUUUGGCAACGGUUUGUGACUAAGUGGCUCCAAAACAAAAACUGGAUAUACCCCAUGUUGAAUACCCUGGGUUGUCUACUUUUGCAAAUGGCAUGCCAAGAUGGGGUUCAUUUUCAUGGUCUUAAAGGCAACGUAGGCCCAGCAAAUCAAUUUUGGCAAAUUUUAAUGUGUAAAAACUAAAAAGGGAAAAGUCCUGUAUUUGACCCUGCAACUUUCAAAUACCCCAUAAAACCUGUACAUGGAUGGGUACUGUUUUACUUGUUAGACAUCGCUAAACACAAAUAUGGGUAUUUUAUUGCAGGAAAUGCUAACAGUAUUAUGACAUACACAGUUAAAAUGCCAUGCAGAACUUGUCAAAGAGCUUGGGAAAUAACAAAAUGACUUAAAUUCUCACACCUUUUUAGAUUGUAUUCAUAUUAAAUUGUUUCAUAUAUAAAUAUUUGGUGUGAAAUGAAAGUCUGAUUUUCUUCUGAAGAAAAUAAUAUAUGAUUAGUGUGGGUGCACUUAAUAUAAGAGAGGUAAAUUAUGGUUGAACAGACAUAUUGUUAAAAUUUUAGAUUUUGUUUUGUUCAUAACAUAUACAAUUGCCUCUGUCCUUAAUGGGUUAACUAAUUUGUCCUGUAAAUAUUUAAAUAUAUGUAUGGCUCAUAAAUAAAAAGUAUUUCUGAGUCAAAGUUCUAAAAGUGAAGCAAUUAGCAGAAACAUUCCAUUAGUUUCCAUGGCGAUUGCUCAUAUUUAAACCUUUGUCAUAGUAUUCCUCUUUACAUAUGACCCCACUUGUAUCUGAUUACUACUCUUUCAAUAUAUAACAUUAUACAGUAUAGAACUUAAUUAUCUGAUAUGUAUAAGUCAGAUAACAUCAGGCAGUGUAGUGUUAAAUUGCCAACUGACUUGAUUCUGUUAAUUAUUUCUAAGUUGGUUCAUUUAACUGAACUUUAUACUUAAAGGCUUUUGCUUAUCACAUCUCGUAUCACAAAUACAUUAUCUUUCUUGAUCUCAUGUGUUUUUUAUAGUGUGUAGAGGACAAGUUGAUUCUAGGAGAGAUUAAAUUAUAGGAGACAGAUAUUUUGGAUGAAUGUUAAAGGACCACUAUAGUGCCAGGAAAACAUACUCGUUUUCCUGACACUAUAGUGCCCUGAGGGUGCCCCCACCCUCAGGGACCCCCUCCCGCCGGGCUGGAUGGCAAGGAAAGGGGUUAAACUUACCUUUUUUCCAGCGCCGCGCGGGGAGCUCUCUUCCUCCUCUCCACCUCCGAUCCUCCUUUUCACAGUGAGAAGCGCGGAAGCUGGAUUAACCCUAACAUAAACAUAGCAGUUUCUCUGAAACUGCUAUGUUUUUAGAAAAAAGGGUUAACCCUAGAUGGACCAGGCACCCAGACCACCUCAUUAAGCUGAAGUGGUCUGGGUGCCUAUAGUGGUUCUUUAAAUGUUUGAGGAUUUGAUAGAUUACACGUGAAUAGUUUUGUCAUUGAUACAUUAACAUUAGAUAUUUCUGGAGUUGAUAGCAUUGCAAUGGACACUUGGGAAUAAAUAGAUCAGCAAUUGAUGCAGCAGUGGCUACAUUGAGAAUGAGAAUAAUUGGGCAUACUUUAGACAUUGAGAAUGUAUCACUGGAUAAGAUAAUUAACAGGGGAUGCUUUUUAAAAUGAUUUGGUUUAGUUUUAGGUAUACUGCCCUAAGCAUUAGCCAUACAGCCUAGAAAUAUUUUAGUCUACAAAGAGAAGAAUUCUAGAAAAAUGGUUAUUCCAGAAUAUUUAGGUCUAGAAUAGAAAGUAUUUUGAAUUUAGGUGGUGUUAGUUUUUUUCUUAACAUUUUUUCAAAUACCGAUAUCCGAGGUCUGUCUAGAAAAAGUGCAGACAUUGUUAAUAUAAUGAGAACGGUUUGUGUGACAUCGAUGUAGCCUGGCAGCCAAGGAGAGUGGAUUGAUUCACACAUGUGCGAACAAUGACAACUUCACUACCCUAGUCAGUAGACGCCAUUGGCUGAGGCUCCAUUGUCCUAUAUAGAAUGUUUCUUGUUUCGUUUAUCUUUUUUAAUAAAUAUCUCAGUUUUUCAUAUUACAUGGCUGGAUACUUUCGGGACAGAUCUUGCAUUCCUACCUCUCACCAAGGAGCAGCAUUGCAUAACAAAAUAUUUCAGUGGUUUUCAGAUGGACAUUUGCAUCUCUACAAGUCAACCGGUUACCUUAGGUCAUUUCUAUCUUAAAUUUCCUGUUCACUAACCGUUACAUUUCCUGCAAUUUCAGCAGAUGUAUAGAUUAAAUAUUAGUUGAACCAGAAAACUGCUUUUGCGUCCCCCCCUCACUCCUCCUCAUGUGACUCAAACAAUCAUUUUCUAUUUUAACACCAAGAUAAACGGUAUGUUUAGGUGAAAGUGGGAUUUAUGUCUUUAUUCUCAAACUGUUACAUUAUUGUAAUGACCAGUCGUGGCUACUUGGAAACUCUGUGUACAUGUCUAGCUAUGUACCAGGUCAAAGCAUAACAUUAAUUAUAAUAAACCAGUUACAAGUUUGCCCUACAACAAGCCAAAGCCACUAUGACAUGUUGUAAUGCUGUUACAAAAAGAACAAUGUUUUACUCACAACUAACAUCUUUAAUCCAAUUGUUUUAAGGUUUUGUUAAAGACAAGUUAUAUAUGGAAUUAAAAUCUAAAUUCAUUCCUUACUAGUUUCCCUUCUUGUCCUUCCUGCCGUUUCAUUGUGAUAAAUGUAUGGUUGAUAUAACAUGCUAUCUUUCAAUGCGUUUCAUUUUAUUUAUACAAGUAACUGAUUUUAUUUUUCAGUGAGAAUCCCGCUACUUUUUGCCGCUAUGCCUCUACCAGUGCUAAGGUCUAUGAUGUCUAAAGUGGUUUCUGAAAGUCAACAAGGUGUGUUGAAUUGUUAGUUUUGCAGAAUUUCAAAUAUGAAUCUGGUCAAUGGUACACUUACUCAGCAGUGCGGAAGAAUAUAUACAAUGCAUUAUUACAAUGUAUUGAUUAAAAAUAGUGAUCUUGCGUCUGCAAGAGCUCUAUAAAGUAACAAUUCAUUAAAUAUUAUAGAUGUAAGAUAUGUCUUUAAAUGGUGAUGCAUUUUUAAUUUUGAAAUUUAGCUAAACGCCUGCCUCUUCCUUCUUGGUGUUCGGGUCAAAUCCCCACGUGUCAGCACCUCACUUUGUUUUAUCAUGUUAAUAGUAAAUUCAGUGUCACAACAUUGGUUUAAAUUGAAUUAGGUUUCCAAAUGCUUUAAUACAGCUUUUACUCUCUCACACCCCCCAAUAUUUUCAAGAGAUCCAUUCAUCCACGUCUCAUCCAUCCAAUUACACUGGUGGUGUGCAGACCCACCAACAAUAGAUAACUGGAUACGGAGAGUUAAACCAGUCCGAAAAAUGGAAGAAGUAUUAACCUCCAAAUCCACGAAACGCCAGAGACAAACUGAAAUUUGGCGCUUCUGGACAAACCACUUAAAGUGACCCUAUAGUCAACUGAACAACUUUAGCUUAAUGAAGCAGUUUUGGUGUAUAGAACAUGCCCCUGCAGCCUCACUGCUCAAUCCUCUGCCAUUUAGGAGUUAAAUCCCUUUGUUUAUGAACCCUAGUCACACCUCCCUGCAUGUGACUUGCACAGCCUUCCAUAAACACUUCCUGUAAAGAGAGCCCUAUUUAGGCUUUCUUUAUUGCAUGUUCUCUUUAAUUAAGAUUUUCUUAUCCCCUGCUACGUUAAUAGCUUGCUAGACCCUCCUGUAUGUGAUUAAAGUUCAAUUUAGAGAUUGAGAUACAAUUAUUUAAGGUAAAUUACAUCUGUUUGAAAGUAAAACCAGUUUUUUUUUUUUUCAUGCAGGCUCUGUCAAUCAUAGCCAGGGGAGGUGUGGCUAGGGCUGCAUAAACAGACAAAGUGAUUUAACUCCUAAAUGGCAGUGAAUUGAGCAGUGAAUUUGCAUGGGAAUGCUCUAUACACUAAAACUGCUUUAUUUAGCUAAAGUAAUUUAGGUGACUAUAGUGUUCCUUUAAGCUCUAAAGGCAACACAUGGCUAACACCACCCUCCCGGGAUUGUCUGACAUGAGUCUACCUAGUGUUCUGAAAUACCUAACAAUAAAUGGUACAACUGGAGACGGGAGCAAAAUUAAAAGCUCAGCCCUCUACCUACAGUUGUCUUAAUAUGGUCCUUAAACCAAUAUUUCUUUAUAGCAGUGUGGAAGAAGAGUACUCUUAUUGUUCCUUGCAGAAACAUUGGCUGUGUAAGCAAAGUAGGACAAUCCUGACAAUGAAUUUAUAAAGAAUAAAGACAUUUCUUAGGAAAUAUUUUACAGUUGACACAAGCAGAAACUGCUGAUUGUCACUUCCUCAUUAAAUUGGUGACAGGUGUUUAUCAAAAUAAUUACUUCCUUAUUGAUGGUUUCUUUUAUAAAUCAAUAGAAGCAGUACUCCAUGAUGAACAAACUCACAGGUUUUUUUUUUAGAAGGAACCUUCCUAGUCUUCUGUUUUACAAAUGCACCGUUUACACACAGAUGGGUGGGAGCUCUAAAUCUGUGCAUUUAAUAGUUCUAAAAGUACUUUGUUAACUAUGCAUGUGGAUAACACCAUGUUUUCUAGAUAGAUAUCUUACGUGAAGAUCUUCCUAUCAUUCACCGCCAAUUAAUAAUACCCACACUUUGUAAGAGUAGGUAUGAUAUUUUGGCUUAUCAGCUCAGACCAGAAUGACUGCCCAACAUAGCCAGGUUGGUCUACAACCAUUUGUAAAUGGUUUUGUAAAUGUCAGGGGACUCUUUGAAGCAUAACCACUACACUGUUCUGUAGUGGGCAUAGUGCUUAGAGUAUCUCUUUAAAGGAACACUGAAUCCUUAGGAAUACAAACCCAUUUUCCUACCACUUUAGUGUCCCUGUACCUAUACAGAGACCUCCUAACCCCCACUUGGGCAAAAAAAAAAUAAAAAAAAAAUUAAAUAUAAAAUAAAGAUUUUUACUCACCUUUUUCCAGUUCUGAGACUCCCUUAGAGCUGCUUACCUCUCUGCCUCCCACUACGUCUUGAAGGUGGCUUGGCCUCCUCCACAAUGGUCCAAUCUAAUGCUUCUCAUAGAGGACCUCUUGUGCGUUUAAGCUUCUCCAAAGGAAAGCAUUGAAUCAAUGUUUUCCUGUGCUGGCUACCACAUCCCUUGGUUAGUGCCACAGAAGCUUCAUUUAGUGGCUGUCAGUAUGACAUUAUGGCACCCCAGCAACCAUGGGGUACCCCUUGAAGAUACCUAUGAAAAGCAAUAAGUUUAAAAUAUUCUCAGGUAUAUUAGGUAUGUUUUGGUCAGGGUUUUGGGAAAUAAGAGGAAUGGAAAUUCAAUAUAGAAACAGAAUCCUGCUGCAACCUGCAAAUAUACCUCCAUUGUUAUAAUAAGAUCCUACCAUCCUACCCAAAUGUAGCUCAGGAUCUCUCUGAUGGCAUCUGCACCGUUCUCUGCAUAGCAAUCAAAAAAAUGUGACAUUUUGUGAAAUGUAUUGUCAAAGUAUGUGGAGUAAUAUUACCUAUUAUAGCCGAAAUACUAAUUGUGCAUUUUUUUUUCUCUCCACUAGGAGCACUGUUUGCCUGCAUUGCAUGCUUGGAGAGUUUGACUGGAAUCCUGGGACUGGCAGUUUUUAAUACUAUUUACGCAUCCACAGUUACGUGGUUUCCUGGAUUUAGUUUUCUGCUAUCAGCUGGCCUCUGCCUACUUCCUUUUGGUGUUGUAUGGUAAGCGUUUUCCUAUAAAAACCUGCCGUGUCUGUCUAUGUCUCAUUUCAUUAUACCAUUUACUCAAUGUAGCUCUUCGCCAUAUUCAGAACUGUGCAGGAUUCACAGUGGAAUCCAAAAUAUGUAAAUUGAAUUAAACAAACUAAACAUUUGCAGGUUGUAUGUGAGCUGGCUGAGUGUGGUUGUGUGUGGCAUUGUCCAAGUGUGAUUGCAUGUUUGGUUUGGCUUUGUGUGAUUGUUGUAGUUGGUCAACUGUGAUAAUUGUGGGAGUCAAUUGUGUCUCUAGCGUGGUGGAGAUCAAAGCCUGAUCCCCUUCAGGGGAGCAAGGGCUAUAGGUGGUUCUCCAGGGGAAGAAAUAGGGCUAUAAAUGGUGCCGCAGGGGAGAAUAAAGACUAUAAUGGUGCCCCUGCAUGGGAGAACAAAGGGUCAUUGGUAAUACACAUUUGGGAAAGUGAUGGUCAUGGGGAGAGAACGAGAGCUACAUAUGUAGGGCAACAGUGGAGAGAACUUUAUAUUUAAACCUCUCCUGCUUACCUUAUUGCAGGGUGAGGUCCCUGUGGUGCUGACCACAUUCUUGGUCCAUCCUUCAAGAGGGUGGAUCCCUGACUCUUCUGGCACAGUGCACACGGUAACCCAGUGGCGCUGAAGUUGUGAGGAGUGCUAAAAGUCCUGUGAUAAUCUAUGUAGUAUUGGCAAUGUACUAAAUAACAGUUUUGCUAACUGCAGGGCAGAGUCGCAAUAGCAACCUAUGUGAUCCUGGUAGUUCUGCCAAUGCGUAAGGAUCAAAAGAAGCAAAUUUCUGUUUCUAAAUAAUGUAUUUUUAUCUUAUUUAGCUUAUAUGUUGUUAUUUUGUUGUGCUUGUGACUCAUAUUUUCUUGCACUAAAUAAUGUACAUGUUUAUAAUGUACAUGUUUAUGUUUUUGUUUUUUUUUAUCUUUCAUUAAUAUGCUAUACGUUCCAAUAUAUUAUUACUUUAUUUUCAUUCCAGGUUCUUGCUCUGCAUUGGUUACCAAGAACGAAAUCACGUGCUUCUUGUUAAUGAGGAUGUAUCUACCGAAGAUGAAUCUUGACUGAUGAAGACCUGCCAGCCAUGCACUUUACAGAAAAUAAUAUCUCGUUUUGAUUUCUGCAGGAAUUAUUAAUAGACUAGCAAUCUCUCAGUGUCUGAAAUAACUACUGAUAAAUAGGCAAAAGGAAAGCCAUCACCUAUAAUAUUUCUUAAAUAGUGCUUGUGAUUUUUUGGGGGGUUACUUUAUAAUAAUCAACAUACAUUUUAUUUUUGCUUGCUUGUUGGGGCCAACUUAAAGGAACACUAUAGGGUCAGGAACACAAACAUGUAAUCCUGACCCUAUAGUGUUUAACCCACCAUUUAGGUGGCUUGCCCGCCCUUAGUCCCCUUAAAAGCAAUUAAAACUCACCUAGCUCCGCCCCCUUGGUGACUUCAUCAGAACUGCAGAUUUUUAACCAAUCCAAUGCUUUCCCACGGGGAAAGCAUUGGAUUGGCUGAAAUCGGAAAGGGGGUGGAGCCAAACUCUAUUUUGGCAAAUCAGCACUUCCUCAUAGAGAUGCAUUGAGUCAAUGCAUCUCUAUGAGGAAAAUUCUGCGUCCCCCUGCAGUGUGGAAACACUGAAUGGUACUGCUGCCUACUAUGCAGCACUGAGCCAGGAAGCACCUCUAGUGGCCAUUUGAGGAGUGGCCACUUGGAGGUGUCCCUAGGGGCAAUGUAAACUCUGCCUUUUCUCUGAAAAGACCGUGUUUGCGGGAAAAUGCCUGAAGGCAAUGAUUACACUCACCAGAACAACUACAUUAAGCUGUAGUUGUUCUGGUGACUACAGUGUCCCUUUAAGCGCUUUUAAUUAUUGCACAACUAAUUGGGCAGUAGAAAACUGUUUGGAAGCUAGAUGUAAGGCAACUACUUAAUAUUUAAUUUUAAAAUAAAUCUGUAUCUAUACAUGUGCAACCCAGGAGAUUCAUAAAUGAAAACGUAACUUCCCUGCAACCUCAAACUCUUUGUAUGAUACAUAAGGAACAAGGGAAUUAUAGUUACAAUAAAAAUCAUUUUUAUUUUAUUUUUAAUUAGUGUUAUGCAGCAAAGGAUUUUUCGUAUUUAUUGCUCAAAAAAAAAACAUGCUCUGAAAUAUUUUCGAACAAUAUAUGUAAAAAUCAGUAUCCAGUUUACUAAAUUGUAUUUUAAGGGAUUUUAUUUAAAGCAUUAUUUGUAUAGGAUGUUCGUUCAUAAUUAGUGAUGUCCCGAACAGUUCGCCGAACGGUUCGCCACGGAUGGCGAACAUAAACAUAAACUUUGACCCUGUACCUCACAGUCAGAAGACACAUUCC